Messenger RNA from Chelonus insularis, 961 nucleotides. RefSeq lists its product as uncharacterized. Lineage: Eukaryota; Metazoa; Arthropoda; Insecta; Hymenoptera; Braconidae. The transcript has 2 exons. The record is from RefSeq and is a predicted model, not a curated record. The coding region runs from base 165 to 887 and encodes 240 amino acids.
GUCAAGAAAGCACAUGUUCAUGGCUUUAGAGUUGAUAUUUUUUUUUUAUUAGUUGAUACAAUUGUUAGUUAACUAAUUAGUAAACAAUUUCAAUAAGUUCAAUCAACCAUGACUGAUUUUAUUUUGAGUUAAAGUGGAAGUGAUGAAAAGUUAACUGAUUUAAAAUGGAUAAUGUUGAACAUUUAUGGAAUAUCAUACAAACUUUGAAGACAAAUGAUAACCUUCAAGUAAAUGAACUCCGAAAUUAUUAUGUGCGAUGUUGCAAAGAAUUGUCAGAUGAAGUGGAUCUUCCUAAACAAAUCUUUGGACUAAGUACCAUGUGCAAUUAUUGUGGUUCAUUAUGGAGUACGGUUGAUAGCAAAGUGAGAAUCAGUAAAGGUAGAGGACUUUCAAACUCCAUUCAAAAACUUGUUCGACUGUCAAGCAAAAAAUCUUCGAAUUUAACAAAAUAUCAACAAAAACUAAUGCAAAAUUGUCUUAAGAAACAAUCAAAUAAAUUAAUUAUUACGUGUGGGUAUUGCAAUAAAACGAAUGAAGUAACUCUGAAUAAACCAAAGAGGCUAAAAAAUAAGAAAAUCGAAGAACCUAGAAUUACUCCAAGAAAGAAGAAAAAACGAAAAAAGGAUAAAAAUGCUGGCCUUAUAAUAACAAAUACUCCAAACAAUUUGAAUGAUUCUCAGAAUAAUGAGAAUAAAAACGGUUGUAAUAGCGAUAAUAAACAUAAACUAUUGAAAAUGAAGAAUGGAAAGCGAAAAAAAGUAGAUACAAGUACUCCAAACAAUAAAUCGAAGAAAAUAAACAUUUCCAAGCUAAAAGGAAUUAUCAAUACCACAAUUACUCCAUCAAAAAAAGUAAACCUUCACUCUUUUUUGGAACAACUUGGAUGAUUACUGUGUUCAACCUAUUUCUAACAUUAGUCUUAAGUAUUAUAAUAAAAUAAAUGUUAUUUUUUAUAAAGCUA